Neltuma alba is the source of this 3827-nucleotide messenger RNA. RefSeq names its product TMV resistance protein N-like. The transcript has 7 exons. Lineage: Eukaryota; Viridiplantae; Streptophyta; Magnoliopsida; Fabales; Fabaceae. The record is from RefSeq and is a predicted model, not a curated record. Gene Ontology annotation, biological process: signal transduction; defense response. The coding region runs from base 1 to 3684 and encodes 1227 amino acids. Gene Ontology annotation, molecular function: protein binding; ADP binding.
AUGGCAACUAACCAAGCAGCAUCUUCUUCAAAUUCUUCCAACUCCAGUUCAACCCAAAGAACUUGGAAGUAUGACAUCUUUUUGAGUUUUAGGGGUGAAGAUACUCGUAACGGCUUCACUGACCACUUGUAUCAUGCCUUAAAGAGGAGUGGGUUCACUGUUUUUAGAGAUAAUGAAGAACUUGAGAGAGGAGAAAUCAUUUCCAAAGAACUCAAACAAGCAAUUGAGGAUUCUCUGUUUGCAAUUGUUGUUCUCUCAAAAAAUUAUGCCUCUUCUUCAUGGUGUUUAGAUGAGCUUAAGCAUAUUCUUUACUCAAGAAACAAUUUGUCUCAACAAGUUUUCCCCAUAUUUUAUGAUGUAAAUCCAUCUGAUGCACGGCAUCAAAGAGAAAGUUUUUCCAAAGCUUUUGAUGGGCAUCAAAUGCUUCAAAGGGACAAGGAGGUCAUGGAAAGUUGGAGAGAUUCUCUCAGGAAGGUUUCGAACUUAUCUGGUUGGGAUUGCAAUAAGAAUCGGUCUGAAGUAGAACUUGUUGACACAGUGGUUGAGGAGCUGUGGACCAAAUUACAUCUUAGACUACCACCUUAUACUGAAGGACUCAUUGGAAUUGACAAUAAAGUGAAACAACUAGCGCCACUAUUGGAGAUAGGUUCGAAUGAUGUUCGGUUUCUAGGAAUAUGGGGUUUAGGGGGUGUUGGGAAGACAACAAUUGCUAGGGCUGUUUUUGAGAAAUAUCAUAGCCAAUUUGAUAUUAGUUGCUUUCUUCACAAUGUUAGGGCAGCUUCAGAAAGAGAUGGUGGCGAGGUUCAAUUACAAAGUUUAUUUCUUUCAAAUCUCAAAAUAAGAAACAUGGAAAUUGACAAUAGCUAUGAAGGGAGGAAAAUAAUCCAAAACCGUUGUUGCAAUAAAAAAGUUUUACUUAUCCUUGAUGAUGUCAGCCAUACAGCCCAUCUAGAAAAUUUGGCUAGUAGCCCAAGUUGGUUUGGUGCUGGGAGUAGAGUGAUCAUAACAACUAGACAUUUAGACUUGUUGCGUGGAGCACGUGUCUCAUAUCUACAUGAGGUUGAAACUAUGAAUCCAACUGAAUCCCUUCAACUCUUUUGUCAGAAAGCAUUUGGAAGAAGUGAGCCUCGGGAGGAUCUAUUGGGGCUAUCUAAGACUAUUUGUAAUUAUGCAAAAGGUCUUCCUUUAGCUCUUUCUAUUUUGGGUUCUUUCUUUUGUGGAAAAAGCUGCGUGGCAGAAUGGGUAAAUGCUUUAAAUAUGUUGAAGGAAGAUCAACAUGAACAAAUUUUCAAGAUACUUCAAAUAAGCUUUGAUGCGUUAACCAGUAGAGAACAAACAAUAUUUUUAGAUAUUGCUUGCUUCUUCAAUGGUUGGAGCAAAAACAAAAUAACAAAAAUAUUAGAAAGUUGUGGUUUUAAUGCGAAAAUUGGAAUAACAACUCUCCAGGAAAAAUCUAUGCUAAAGGAAUAUGGUAGUAUUGUGGUGAUGCAUGAUUUGGUGGAACAAAUGGGUAGGAAAAUUGUUAUGGAUAAGUCCUCUAACUGUGUUGGAAAUCGUAGUAGAUUGUGGACUAAUGAAGAUAUUGAUAAAGUUAUGCAAAACAAUUGGGGUACAGAAGAAAUAGAAGGUAUGAUUUCAUCCCCAUCUUGUGAGGCAUUUUGGGAUCCUAAACCAUUUUCAAAAUUGCAUAACCUUGUUUAUCAAGACACAAGAGAAAUACAAGGUGAGGUUUCAUCCACAUCUUGUAAGGCAUUUUGGGAUCGUGAAGCUUUUUCAACAUUGCGUAAGCUUAGAUUACUCAUGAUAUCAAGUGAUUUCCAUGUUCCUGUUGGCCUCAAAUGUCUUUCUCAUGCUUUGAAAGUACUUUAUUGGACAAAAUAUCCUUUAGACACUCUUCCUUCUGGAACUCGAUUGCAUGAACUUGUUGAUCUUAGAAUGCAUCAUAGCAAAUUAAAGAAACUUGGCCUGUGCUCGAAGAAUUUGAAGUUUUUGGACUUGCGUUUUUCCAAAAACUUGAUUAAAACUCCUGAUUUUUCUAAACUUCCAAAUUUGGAAAGAUUAGAACUUGAAGGUUGUGAAAAACUUGUUGACCUCCAUGCUUCAAUUGGACAGCACAAAAAGCUUCAAGUGUUGAACUUGAAAGGUUGCAAAAGUCUUAUAGCCCAUUGUCCCAAAAAAUUGGAAAUGACUGCACUAAAAGAAUUUGUUCUUUAUGGAUGCAUUCGAGUAAAAUUUCUCCCAGAGUUUGGGAAAAAUAUGAAAAAUCUAGAAACGCUUGAUGCUGGGGAGACAAAUUUAGUCAAACUUCCCGAGUCACUUGGCUUGUUGACUGGUCUUAAAACUCUGAAAUUAAGGGGUUGCAAAAAUCUUGUUUGCCCUCCUCAAAGCAUUCACAAUUUGAAACAUCUUGUGCUUGUUGAUAUUGCUGGGUGCUCAAAAUUUGCUAGAUUGCCAGAGAAGUUGAAUGAAAUUGAAGCCUUGGAGGAGCUGGACGCAAGUGAAACCGAUAUAACUGAAAUACCGUGUUCCAUUGGUGGUUUAGAAAAACUCAAGAAAUUGUCAUUCCGCGGGUGCAAAAAGUCAACAUUGAACUCUUGGAGCAUGAUUCUUCCGUUGAAGCACACGUUUUGGAGGCAUUCAAUUCAUAAGGGCUUAACAUUGCCUCCUUCAAUGUUCAAUCUUAAAUCACUGACACAAUUGGAUUUAAGCUACUGCGGUUUUGAUGAUGGAUCCAUUCCGGAUGACUUGGGUGGCUUAUCAUCGUUGAGGAGGUUAGAUCUAAGUGGAAACAAGUUUAAGAAUCUACCUGCUGGCUGCAUAUCUAAUCUUUUGAAUUUGGAUACUCUGAAUAUAAAUUCUUGCUCGGAACUUCAGUCGUUGCCGCAGAUUCCGCCAAGAUUAUCGCAGAUGUAUGCAGAAGAAUGUGAUUCAUUGGAUACAAUGGAAGGUGAACAAUUAUCACAUCUCUUUGCUUCAAUGGACCAGGUGGGAGUGCUUGGGCCACGUGAUUAUUUGUCGCUGAUAAUUCCUGGAACUGAAGUACCGCCAUGGUUUGAGAAUCAAAUCGAUCUUUAUCUGAAUCAUAACUUCGAAGCUCUAGUGAUGAUAGACAUACCUCCUUGCGAAGAAAUGUUGGGAAUCGGAUUAUGCACUCUUCUAGAAAGUAACUUUUACUGUUGGUGGCAGUGUAGUCAUGCUUAUGUUGGACAUCCCAGUCGCGGAAACCAUGCUAUGCCAGCGUCUAAUUGUAAGGGUGGGAAGAAAAGAAAGUCUUGUCACCUCUGGGUCUCAUUUUACAAUCCAACAAAGGAUGUCCGUGAUAUGUGGCAAUCAAGGAAGAACAAUCAGAUUCCCUUUGCAUUUCGAGCCCCUUCUUACGAUACGGAAGUUUCAAUAAAGUGUGGAUGGCAUGUCAUUCGCAAAGUUGAUGUUGAAAACGGCAGCAGCUCAAAGAAUCAAAGUCCCCUUGCAAUAUUGGAACAACAAAUGGAUCGAGUUGUUGAUUGUAACUCGACACCGACGACAGGCCUUGGGAGCCCAUGGCCUUUCCAUACCGCGUUCACAAAACAUGGUCCCAUAACGUUCCCAAACCCACCUUCAGGUGAUUGUCCAUGCUUUGAUUGUCUGCGAGGGAGGAUAUGGGACAACAUGUUAAGGACCUAUAAUAGGGCCAUGGUGGGUUGAACCCAUAUAUGUUGGGCUGAAACAACCCGUUUGAAGCCUGAGUUGGCUUUUAGCCAAUUCUAAUCCUUGCAAGGUGGGUUGGUGGGUUGGCCCGCUAAUACUUUUUUUUUUUUUGAAAUUUUUUUUACUUUUUAAUACUUUUU